This is a messenger RNA of Schistocerca gregaria, 2465 nucleotides long. RefSeq names its product ras-related protein Rab-3 (gene Rab3). The record is from RefSeq and is a predicted model, not a curated record. NCBI's taxonomy places the organism in Eukaryota, Metazoa, Arthropoda, Insecta, Orthoptera, Acrididae. Gene Ontology annotation, molecular function: GTPase activity; GTP binding. The transcript has 5 exons. Gene Ontology annotation, biological process: protein localization to plasma membrane; protein secretion; regulation of exocytosis. The coding region runs from base 192 to 854 and encodes 220 amino acids. Gene Ontology annotation, cellular component: plasma membrane; synaptic vesicle; endosome.
ACUCGCCACUAGAGCGCAGCAGCAGCGCGCGCCAUCUUGUAACGUUACUAUGAUAGCGUAUUAACCCGCAGUGCUCGGCCGUGCUUUGCUGACAGUCACUAACACCUGGGUGCGCGACGCACUCUCGCGAUAUUCGGCUGGUGCGUGGCGUGUCUGUCAGUCGGUGAACACCACAGCGCACUCAUCACCAGAUGGCUGGCGGGCAAGACCCUAAGUGGCAGAAAGAUGCCGCCGACCAGAACUUCGACUACAUGUUCAAGCUGCUCAUCAUCGGCAACAGUAGCGUGGGCAAGACGUCCUUCCUGUUUCGGUAUGCCGAUGACUCGUUCACAUCGGCCUUCGUCUCGACGGUCGGCAUCGACUUCAAAGUGAAGACGGUGUUCCGCCACGACAAGCGCGUCAAGCUGCAGAUAUGGGACACGGCAGGACAAGAGAGAUAUAGGACGAUCACUACAGCAUACUAUCGAGGUGCCAUGGGCUUCAUACUGAUGUAUGACAUCACCAACGAAGAAUCUUUCAACAGUGUUCAGGACUGGGUGACUCAAAUAAAAACAUAUUCUUGGGACAACGCACAGGUAAUCCUAGUUGGAAAUAAGUGUGACAUGGAAGAUGAAAGAGUAAUCAGUUUUGAAAGAGGAAAGCAACUUGCAGAACAACUGGGAAUUGAAUUUUUUGAAACAUCAGCUAAGGAGAACAUUAAUGUGAAAGCUGUUUUCGAACGGUUAGUAGACAUAAUCUGUGACAAGAUGUCAGAGAGCCUGGACUCGGAUCCAAAUCUCAUGAAUGCUGGCUCUAAAGGAACACGUCUGACAGAACAACCUGCUGGCCCACAAAAUGGAAGCUGCAAUUGCUAACUGCUUCUGGAACUGUAAAUUAAUCAAAAUAAGCAGCCACAAUGUAAUGGGAAAUAAAUUUAAUAUGGAAUUAAAUAUACCUGAAUAAGGAUGUUAACAUUUAAAACAGAAUUGUACAGUAAAUAUGUUAUGUGAUUAAAAAUAUUUCUUAAUAGUGAUAAGUGCCAGUGUGUAUUUAUCCAGGUGUCUAAAUAAUGAGAACUAACCAAACUUAGGAAUUACACGAAUACAAUAACAGAAAGGUAAUUAAGGUGACUGCAUUCUAUGAUACUUAAAUAAACAAUAGCGUAAGAAAAUGUUUGUGUGUAAGAAUAUAUACAUUCUGAAUCAUUGAAAUCGAAAUAUGUGUUUUCUGUUUUUAUUGCUUUGUAAUAGUAGUUACUGUCCAUUAUCUCUGGCUUCUAGGUUUCUUGUUGUUCUGUAUUUUCUAAUGUCAAACAUGUUACCUCAGCCAGUUGUAAGUAUGAUAGCUAACUCUGUUUCAAAUGAGGAAUAAACUGUGAAUAAUAUUCAUGGAGAGAUGUCAAUUUCUUGGGAAACAUUUUGUGGGUAUAAAAUAUAAUUUUUAUAAUUAAUGAUCAUUGUUCAAGAAUGUUUAUGACAGAAAUAAGAUAAAAGCUUCAUAGAUCAAAUACACACUUCUUGAAGAACUGAAAUUCUUUUCACUGAAAGUCCUUCUGUAUUUCUACCUGUCUGUAUCUAGUGAUCAAUGCAAAUGUGUAGAGAAACAAAUUAAAUGUUCGUAUUAUGGCCUUAAGUAGAACUGUCAAACAGUUAGUAGCUUCACCUCCCAGUAUAAUAACAAUGUAUUCAAAGUAUUAUUACUGGAUAUUUCAGCAAAGAGCUUCAUUUGUUUCCAUGCAAUUGUUUGAAGUAGUAUAUGGCAUGUAAAGCAUUUUGUGUGCUCACUGUGUGUGUAUUUUUCUGAUCUAUGUGGCUUGGACUGUUGUGUUAUAUUAAGUAUUCAGUUGUCACAAAUGUGGUAUAUUUAGAGCUUCAAUAUGUUUAGCAUUUUUGAUGAUAUUUUCCAGUUACAUAAAUAUUUGAAAAACAUUCAAAGUACCAUUACUUUUUAAAUCACAACAUUUGUGUUCAUCAGAUUUUUUUAGUACCAAUGUUCUUUGGCUUUAUACUUUUGUUUCAGAACCUUUCAUUUUCUAUUUUAUCUCUGGUUUGUUGACGCAUGUCUGUAAAAGAUUUUAUUUUUUAUAAUUGGUUCUCAAGACCAUCAAUUGAGUACUAUUAUUAAUGCAUAUAGCUAUUAACACCUGAUGUCAUUGUGUGGCACAUCAUUGACUAUAAAACUGAUUGUAUGUUUAAUACAUGAGGGGUAGCAAAUCUAUAUUUUUAGACUUUAUUCAUGUAUGUCCUGAAAUGUAGGCCUACAGACAAAAGACUUUCUUUGUGUUCAGUGUCAAGGAAAAAAGUGUUAUUAGUUCUUCUGGACUAUAACAUGGGUAACAAGCCACUACAAAGAACUGCAGCCAUUAAAAAACCAAGUACACAAUUUUUAUGUUAUUUUCAUUGCUGAAUUGUGAAAUAAAAUAUAACCUUCCACAAAUGCAACCAGUGUACAGUUAGAAAUUCAUUAUUAAAUAUUGUUAUAAAUGA